AUGGCUUCUUGUACAGCAACGAAUACGAUAAAUGCAUUAAAAACGGUUUUCACUCUGAAGGGGUUACCAAAGACGAUAGUUUCUGACAACGGCACUCAGUUUACAUCAUCCGAAUUUCAACAUUUUUGUAACCGGUUCUCAAUACAACACAUCACUUCCGCGCCUUUCAACCCAGAGUCAAAUGGAGCCGCUGAACGAAUGGUACGGACGUUCAAAACAUCAAUUGCGAAAAUUCUUUGUGACAACACCCGAUGUGAAGACGCUCUACAGGUAUUUUUAGCAACAUACCGGUCAUCCCCGGGCAACGAUGGGAAAUCACCUGCAGAGAAGCUCCACGGGCGAUGCCAUCGAACUGCGCUAUCUGCCUUGUGCCCCGAUUCAAAAACUCACGUCAAGGAAAAGUCAGCCAAAUUCGCCAGUGGCGAAACCGUUUUCGUCCGAAUAUAUCGCCAUGAACCUAAAUGGAUCAAAGCUGUCAUUUUAGAAACGUUAGGAAGGAGAAUGUACAGAGUGGAAACUGAGUAUGGUUCCAUUUGGCGUCGCCACCAAAACCAAAUUCGCCAAAGAGAAGCCUGCGAAAAUGAUCACCAAACAUCAAAAGUUCAGGGGAGUAAAGAAUUCACUUUAACCAAUCCUAUCUCUUAUUCUUACCUAGGUGUUUCACAACCAUCACAAUCAAAAAAGAAAAGUCAUCAAGUGGAAGACAAUCCACCAUGUGAGGCAUCAUUUUCGUCAUCACCAAAGACGGUAGAGGAUUCAGUUAUCGAGAAGAAUCCAACAUCACCACCUUCCACUGAUCUUACAUCGCCAGUUUGCUCAUCACCAACUUUGUCAACAUCUACUGAAGCUGACAAAGCCGAGCCUGCAAGUACGUAA
Molecule: messenger RNA, 876 nt
Organism: Eupeodes corollae
Lineage: Eukaryota; Metazoa; Arthropoda; Insecta; Diptera; Syrphidae
Exons: 1
Coding region: 1-876 (291 amino acids)
Biological process (GO): DNA integration
Molecular function (GO): nucleic acid binding
Source: RefSeq, a predicted model, not a curated record